CGAGAGCGGGAGAGAUUUGUGGCAUUCAAAACAACAAAGUCGGAGACGAUGGAGAAAAGGAGUGAAAUAGAAGUCGCUUCCAGCAGAAAAUCGAAUCUGAAAAAAUCAUUUAAGCUCGCCUUACGCUCUCUUCUCACCACUCCUUCUCUCCAACCCCAGGAAUUUAGCAAAGCUUUUCCGAAGUUUAGUUCUGCGGAGCAAGAACGUCUCCAUCGGCUGUUUAUUCAGGUUAUUUCGUCUUUGCAUGGAAACAUAGAGGAUGAUUUCGAGUCCCUAUGUGACGAGACACAGGUGGGAACAAUUCUCGAUAUGGUAGAUCAAGUUGUGGAAGAACAGAGUCUGGACCCUUUAUAUCCGGAUAAGACAAAUGUUGGAGAUGUAGGUCGCUCUUUGUCAGAGGUGAAGAAGAAUGAGAUUCAACACAUGACAUAUUUGCUUGAAAAGGCAGAAGAAGAAAAACGCAAAAUUGGUGCUCGUAUUGAUCAUCUAAAGAGUGAAAAACAGGGUUUAUCUGGUUCUACAGAUGCUGUUGAGAAGUUGAAGGCUCAGAUUCUAAACUAUGAGGCAUCAAACAGUAAUGCGCUUAAGUGAUUCUAAGGUUGUAAAGUUUACAAUGAGUCUAUGUAUUAUAGCAUAUCUAACUAGAUUAUGCUUUGCAAAUAUUGUUGAGAUGUUCAAGUAAUGAUCACUGCGGUACUGCUGGUACCAUGUCUUCAUGCUGGAAAUCUGUACUGUUCUUGAACAUUAAUGUAGUUUGAACAAGAACUAUAAUUUGAUGUGAGGUUGAUGUUGAGCAAGUAGGAUAUGUAAAUUGCAGGACAGGUGAUCAUGAAUUGAGUUAUUUAACAGUGAAGCAAAGUUUAUGAAGUUUGCAUUUUUAAUA
Molecule: messenger RNA, 883 nt
Organism: Daucus carota subsp. sativus
Lineage: Eukaryota; Viridiplantae; Streptophyta; Magnoliopsida; Apiales; Apiaceae
Exons: 8
Coding region: 49-591 (180 amino acids)
Biological process (GO): chromosome segregation
Cellular component (GO): MIS12/MIND type complex
Source: RefSeq, a predicted model, not a curated record